Morchella sextelata is the source of this 1260-nucleotide messenger RNA. RefSeq lists its product as uncharacterized. Bases 1 to 1260 code for a protein of 419 amino acids. Lineage: Eukaryota; Fungi; Ascomycota; Pezizomycetes; Pezizales; Morchellaceae. The transcript is spliced from 2 exons. The record is from RefSeq and is a predicted model, not a curated record. Gene Ontology annotation, molecular function: monooxygenase activity; iron ion binding; oxidoreductase activity, acting on paired donors, with incorporation or reduction of molecular oxygen.
AUGGCAAUCGUAGAAACCCUCAUCUAUACAGUGGGUUCUAUUGCCGGGGCCGGACUUUGGAAAUAUGGCGUACUUGCUGUAAUGCCCAUCCUCUGGUUCUGGCUCAACCUUCGGUACGGCCUCGGAGACUUCGAUAUCCCCACAAUUGGCGUCCCACCAGGGCUCCUAGGCCCCUGGAUAGCACCCUACAACUGGAUGAAGAACUCCCCGCACCUGAUCCGCGAGGGCAUGGCCAAAUACGGAGUCCGAGGCUUACCCUUCAAGAUCCGCUCUCCCAGUCGCUGGAUGGUCUUUGUGAACAAGCCCACUAUUAUCGACGAACUUAUAUGGCUUCCCAAAAAUGUUGCUUCGUCCAGCGCGGCACUGGAUGAUCUCUUCUUCACACAGUUCACCAUGUUCAAGGACGCCGCGUCGGACCCGCCAUUCGCGGAGAUUGUGUUGAAGCAGCUGUCCGCGAGGUGCUGGGAGUUUAUGCCUGUGGCUGUGGAGGAGGUCAAGAUGGCGUGGGAUGAGAAGACGAAGAUUGGUGAAGAGUGGACUGACGUGCCCGUGUGGGAGGUUUUCAUACAGCUUGCUGCUAGAGGGAUCAGUCGGUCUAUCAUUGGAGCGCCGCUUGAGCUAUUGGAGAUCAUUCCGGCAACGCUGAGGCCUUUCGUCAAUAAGUUUAUAUUCCGGAAUAAGCCCUUGGACAUGUGCAUGUCCUAUUUCGGCCCCAUCUUCCAGGAGCGCCAAAAUCUCAUGAAGGAUGGGAAAUACAGAAGGGAUGUUAAGCCCGAUGACGGAUUCCAGUGGGUUAUUGAUACAUGUCCUCCAGACACCUCCAUCGGGAUAAUGUUGAAGAAGCUCCUCUUUAUCUUCACUGCGGGAACCUACACCAUCGCCGUCGCAGGCACGCACUGCGUCCACGACUUCGCCGCAAUGCCUCACUUCCAAGGCCCAGUCCGGGAAGAGAUCGCACAGGAGCUUGGCACUGCUUCUACAGUGAAAGAGACCAAAGAGGCCUGGGUGCGAAUGCGCAGGCUAGAUAGUGUCCUCCGUGAGAGCGCAAGGAUGAACGGAACGCAUCUGGGCACAGUUAUGCGGAAGUUCAUGAUUCCAUAUACAUUUUCUGACGGGAUGGAAAUACCGAAAGGUGCCUGGGUUGUGGGUGCGUCGUCGACGAUACAUCGGACGAGCGUUUAUGAGGACCCGGAUACGUUUGAUGGGUUCAGGUUUUCGAAGAUGAGGGAGGAGGCUGGGAUGGGUGAUAGGUUCAGUUGA